CGAGUCGAGUACUACUACGUACUGAGAAAGAGGCAGCAACCCCGGCGCACUGAUCACGUUGGGCUGCCCUCAGCUGCCGCCGUCCCCACCUGACAUCAGAGCCGACUGGCCCUCGACUUGGUCAGCCCUUGCUGCGCCCAAUCUCACCCUCACCGUUAUAGAUGGGUGCAUCGUCGUCCAGCGCCUGCAUUCCGUGUUUGACAUAGAUCCUUUUCGACAGCGACUUGCCCUGCCCUUUACUCAGCACACACGCCGUACCAACACAGCAGCAACAGCAUUGCUACCGCACUCAGCUACCCCGCCGUCAUCCCACUCGACAGCUGAACACCACCGCCAUCAUGGCAGGUCGCGGCCCUAGAAUGACAGAGUUCGAGGAGCGCGACUACUACUCCGCGCCUGGACGACGGUCCGAGGUCGACUUUGCCGAGUUUGACCGUCGAGACAGGGUCAUGACCCGAAGCCCGCCGCCCAUGCGCGAACCCCGCACCCCAGCCUUUCUUCGCGAUGAGCCUCGCCGUGCAGAGGCAGGUCCAAUGGUUCUGCGGCAGCGCGAUGUUGAGACCUUUGACAGACAUCACCGCAGCCCCAGUCCCGUCCGCGUGAGGGAGCAGAGGCUGGUGCGGAGGCCGAGGAGUGUCAGUCCACCUCGGCAUCAUCACCACCACGACGUGGACGAGCGCACGAGGUCACGAACAAGAUACAUUGAGAGAGAGAGAGAACGCGAAAGGCGAAGGAGUCCAUCUGUGGAGAGGAAAAGGUCGCCGAGCCCUUUGCCGAUCCGGUAUGUUGACCGACCUCGAAGCCCUUCCCCUGAGAGGGAAAGACAGCGCAUUAGGACGAGGAUCGUGGACAGACAGCGCGAGUCGUCGUCGUCUUCGUCAUCGUCGGAGGAAGAACAGCCCCCUCAGAGGAUUAGGGGACCUACCAUAGAGCGUGAGGUCAUCACGCACUAUCGGGACAUUGAUCAUGGCACCAUCAAGGCCAAACCUCCCACCCCACCGCCAGCGCCCCGUCCCCGCCAACGUGAGCGCGUCAAUGAGCGCGAGACAGACAUUGACAUAUCGCUCUCGAAGAAUCGCACCGAAGUGGACAUUUAUCGUAGCUCUGGUGGGCGUGCUCGCUCUAGGAGCCGCGUGCGCAACGACGAUUCCCUUGUGGUGCAUUCUGACUCCCGCCGACGUGCCCACUCGGCUGCGCCAGUCUACUCCCCGGGCCUCGAUGACGAAGGCCAGGAAUACAUCUCCAGGAUCGAUGCUCGGGGCCGCAUGGGCGAAGCGUGGCACGGAGCAACUCGCGACUGGGAGAUUGUUGAUGUGCCCCCCGGCACGGAGCGCGUGCGUAUGGAUGGCGUUGGCGGUGGCAGCACCGAGACACAGUGGUCCAAGUACAGUGGCGUACGCCGCACCAAGUUCAUCCCAGAGAGAGAUGCGAUGCCAGCUCCAGCACCUGCCCCGCGCGCCCCUUCCAGAGAGCCACGCAAAUCGAGCAACAGCCUACAACUGUGGGAUCGCGAGCGAGAGAUUGAGAUUGACAUUGACCGUACUGUCGACAGACGGUAUGCUGAGCCUCCGCCGCCACCUGCUCCUGCCAAGGACAUGUGGACUGAGAUCAGUAAGGACCUGGUCGUCAAGGAGGCCAUACAGCAGAUGGGCUAUGAGUUCGAGGAGACGCCCAUGUUUUUCUACGUCAUGAGCUACCUGAAAUACGACGAUGUACUUCAACUGGUCGAGCUGACUGAAGACAUUAAGCGAUUCCGCAAGGACCGAGUUCGCGAGAUUGCGUGGGAGCGCGAUUGGAAGGAUGACUGGGACAGACGGCAUCGUCACCAACACCACCACCACCCCCAUCACCACCAUCCUUGGGACAAUGAAAGAGUGAGGGAAAGGGAAGUCAUCUACGACAACCGCAGGUCGAGGCACUACUGAGGACGUCUCGAGGCAUCAUGAUCAACGACAUUAUGACAGACUACACGUGAUCGAUUUUGGGAUCUUGGAUUAUAUGUGUUCUGAUUUGACGAGUUAUGAUAGCUUUCAUAGCGAACGAUUCCGUGAAACAACUCAAGACGAGCCUGUCCAUGAUUCAGGGGCUCACCCUGCCCACGUCGAAGGAUCGUCACUGGGAGAGCCACGUCAUCGGUUAGCUUACACGGGCCCUGGUUCCACCUUUACGAGUUAUACGUAGCAUUGA
This is a messenger RNA of Emericellopsis atlantica, 2187 nucleotides long. RefSeq lists its product as uncharacterized. Lineage: Eukaryota; Fungi; Ascomycota; Sordariomycetes; Hypocreales; Bionectriaceae. Bases 339 to 1925 code for a protein of 528 amino acids. The transcript is spliced from 3 exons. The record is from RefSeq and is a predicted model, not a curated record.